AUGGAGGACCCCCACAGCACAAAGCCCUGGGGGCCCCCGCCCCAUUCAGGGCUGGCGCAGAGGGUGCCUCCCUCCCCCCAGCAGCAGCGCCCGUACGUAGCAGCAGCAGCAGCAGCAGCGCAACUGCAGCAGCAGCAGCAGCAGCAAGUGCUGCUGCCGCAGACUGCAGCCGCCCACCCCUACGCACCCCACCUGCAGCCUCGGCCUCAGCCGCAGCUAACUGAGGCCUUCGACCCUCACAGCUGCUGCCUCGAGCUGACCCGCCUGCCUGCAAGCAGAGCAGCAGCUCCAGAGCCCCUGCUGCAGCAGCCGUUUCAGCAGCAGCAGCAGCAGCAGCAGCAGCAGCAGCAGCAGCUCAGCAGCUCAGUUCUCUAUCAGCCGUGGGGGCACUUGCAAGCAGGAUAUCCCACUCAGGCCCUUGCUGACUGCGCGCUGCCAGCCCCAGCUCCUCCUCCAAGCCCCACGAUCGGGUGGGGCCCCUGUGGGCCCCCCUGUGGGCCCCCCGCUGGGGCCCCCUGCGCCGGCGCUCCCUGUGGGGCUCCCCCUGGUGCGGCCCUGGGGGCCCCCCAGGUGGCGGCGGCUGGGCCCCCGCUAGGGGCCCCUCACGGGGCCCCCCACGCCCCGCCCGCUGGAAUUGCCCUCGGCCCCCCCGCAGGGCCCCCCCUAGGGGUAGCGCACGGGGCCCCUCAGGGGCCCCCCCCUGGGGUCCUGCACGGGCCCCCGCUGGGGGCGCCCCUGGGUCCCCCGCUGGGGGCCCCGCUGGAGGCCCCGCUGGGGGCCCCCCUGGGGGCCCCGCUGGGGGGCCCCCCGCGGGUGAGCUGCGUGCGCGAAGAGGGCGAGGAGGAGGAGAAGGAAGAGGCGGACUCGGAAGUGGAGGAAGAGGAGGGCCGGUGCAUCCCGGGGGUGGUGUGGACUUGGCUUCGGGCGUUCUUUCCCAACACUCCGCCCUUCGUUUGGUUUUUUCUGCAGUUCUUUGUUUGCUUUUUGCUGCUGCUGAUGGGCCUCGAGAGCAUUUCCGCAGCAAAGGCGGACUUCUUCUUGGCGCGCGCGCCCGCGAACUGGGCGCCCACCUCCAAAGACGCCAAGCCCCCGCUCGAAGUCAUAGGGGAUGUCACGAGCCACUCGCUGCUGCUAAACGGCUCCACUGCUUUUUUCCAUGUGGUGUUGUUGAACAUUUGCUUCUUCCUUUGCUUCAUGCUGGCCAGGGUGGUGGUCAUCCUCGGGCUGCUGCAGGCGGUGCGCCACGGCAUGCCUGCAGCCACUGCUUUUGCUGCCACGAUAGACCCCGAGAUCUUUUAUGUCCCCUGGAGCAUUUUCGUCUACGUUUGGUGGCUCGGAAAUGCGAAAGAAAGCCACUAUCUGAUUCUGUCGAAGACGAGCGAGGAGCCUCCGGAGCCGCUGAUGCACUUCCUGCUGUUCGGGCCUUCGCUGCUGUUCUCGCGCUCGCUGCUGCGGAUGAUUCAAGUCACCAACAUUGUGCUGAUGGUGUUGGCGCUGCGGCGGCUGCUGCUGGCCAUUAUGGUCUUUUGCUUCGAACUCGGAUUCCUCAUGAGCAUGAACGCCCAAGUCGUCAACUACCUCCAGCGCUCCUCCGCAGUCCGCAAACUCAACGCCAAGUGGCUCGCUGCGGCGUACGACCACCAGCAGCAGCAGCAGCAGCAGCAGCAGCAGCAGCAGCAGCGGUGCCGCGAACAAGACAAAGAAGCAAAUAAAGAAGCAAUUGAGCCCUCCACAGAAGAUCAAACUCUUGCUGAGGAUACGCUGGAGUGGGAAGGCUGCACUUUAAACCAGCAGCAGCAGCAGCAACAGCAGCAGCAGCAGCAGCAGCUACGUGCUUCUCAGGGCGGCGGUGCUGCAACGCCGCACAUUUACAAACACCGCGCCAGCCUUCUACAAUCUUCAGAUCACCAGAAGGUUACUAAAUCCCAGCAGCAGCAGCAGCAGCAACAGCAGCAGCAGCAGCAGCAGCAGAAACCUGCUACUUCCCGCUGGUGGCUCCGAUUGAAGCAAAGCUUGCUGCUGCCGGCAAAGGCGCUAUGCAGCGCUUUGAAGCUGUUUGCUGCAGUGCCGCAGCAGCGGCGGCUGCUGCAGCGGGGCGGCAUCAGCAGCAGCAGCAGCAGCGACCGCGGGGGCCAGUCUGCGGGCUGGAUGGACUCCGCGAACGAGGGCCUCUUUUUGCUGCCGCUGAAGCUAAAUGGACUCGCCAGCACAGCAGAAAGGCUGCAGGAAAGAAUGCUGCAGGGCACUGUGCUGCCAGAGCCGCUGCGGCCGCGGAGCAUCGAGCGCAGCAAAACUUCUCAAAUAAGGAACUGGCUGAACAUUCACUACUGCCUGGACUUUCCUCCAGUUAUAUUUUUAAAGGGAAGAAGACUGGAGCUGACAAACAAGGAAGUUGCGAGACAAGCUGCUGCAGUGCUUUUUGCGGAGAUGCUGCGGGAGGCCCGCAGCGCCAAGAGCAGCAGCAGCAGCAGCAGCAGCAGCAGCAAAGCCGCCAGGGGAGAAAACGGGGGGCAGCAGCAGCAGGGCGGGGGCCCACAAGAGGGCAGGCGCCUCAGCGCGGUCGAGCGCAGCAACUGGAGCAGCAGCCGACAGCAGCAACAGCAGCAGCAACAGCAAACCAGCAGCAGCAGCAGCUCAGACGACAUCGACAACAAAACUGUCUCCUCCCAUCCAGGCGCAGACACCCCAGGGAUAUUUGACUUUCAGCCCCCUGCAGCAGCACAGGGCCCCACAGCGACGAACUGCCCAGCACCCUGCCUGCAGCAGCAGCAGCAGCAGCAGCAGCAGCAGCAAGCGAACAGACAAGGCUCCGCCUCCCGCGCAGACACUGAGGGACUUAUGAGAUGGCAGCAGCGGCUGGGAGAGGCAACUGAUGCGCAGGAGGGCCCCACGCUGCCGCUUUUUGUUCUCAAGAACGAUUCAGCUGCUGAGGGGCAGCAGCAGCAGCAGCAGCAACCGCUGCUGCUGCUGCAGUCUCCGAUAGAGGCCAGUGGGGCCCUUCUCCCUGCUUCUCAAGCCGGCGACCUCUUAACCCCCACUGAAGCAGCAGCAGCAGCAGCAGCAGCAGAGACCCCGAGGCCACCCGAAGAGUCCCCUGCCCCUAUUCUCCAAGACGAUGCGCAGCAGCAGCAGCAGCAGCAACAGCAGCAACAGCAGCAGGGUUUUGAAGACUCUUCUUUAAGACAGGGGACUCCCCCGUUUUCUUUGGACUUUGCAGCAAAUGAAAGCCCCGCCCAACGGGAGGGCAGCACCGAGACCCUCGACGACAGCGCAGCUACCCAGCAGCAGCAGCAGCAGCAGCAGCAGCAGCAGCAGCAGCAACAGCAGCAGCAGCAGCAGCAGCAAAGGCAAUCUGCGACGUUGCUGCUGCGCCGUCUCUCUGCGAGGAGGCGGGCCAAGAGGCCGCGGAGGCAGCUGCUGGCAGCAGCAGCAGGAGGGCGAUGUCUGCAGCAGCGGCUGCAGCAAACUCGAGAGAAGAGAAGCAGCAAAUUGCUGCUGCCCUCCGAACAGCAUUUAGAUGAGAGCAGCUGCGGCAAAGAAGACAAGCAAGAAAAGGAAAAAGAAGAAGUUCAGGCGAAAACAAAUGCCGGCAAGCAGCACGGAACUGCUGCUGCUGCGUUUGCUGCAGCCCUCCCCGCCACGCUGCGCCAACUGCAGCAGCAGCAGCAGCAGCAGCAGCAGCAGCAACUCGCGUUGCAGCAUCCCCCAUUUCCCAUAAUUGGCAGCAGCUCGCUGGAAACUGCUUCAAGGUCCGGGUGUACAGACACCCCAGAAAUGAGUUUGUGGGCAGCAGUAAGGCCGCCGUGUGUCAGCCAAAAUAAUAAAGAGAAGCAAAUUCAAAUGACUGCAGCAGCAGCAGCAGCAGCAGACAGGGAGAAGGACGCCGCCUGCAGCACCGUAGGGCAACUGGGAUCCACAGCAGCAGCAGCAGCAGCAGCAGCAGCAGACGAGCAGCAGUUUCUUAGCAGGGAAAUCUUAGAACUGUAUCUUAAGCCCGAAGAAGCUGAAGAGUUCAUGAAGCAUGCAGACCUAGCCGGUGCUGCUGGUGCUGCUGCUGCUACUGCUGCAGCUGCUGCCUUUGCUGCUAGCCAGGCAAGCAUUGCUUCGACAGUGCUGCGGAUGAUGUCGGUGCUGCUCUGGUUUGUGGCAGUGAUCGUUUUGCUGCUGGUCUUGGGCGUGGAAAUGAACACCGUGGUCAUGUCCGGCGCGGCCUUUCUCUCCGCAAUCACUGUUUCCCUAAUGAUCUUUGUGGCCUUCACUAAUCCCUACAACAUCGGCGACCGCGUCCGCGUCGACGGCGGAGAGAUCCUGUACGUGCGCCGCAUCCGUACGUACACCACAGAGUUCGAAACCAUGCACGGCAAGCCGCUGAUAUACAGCAACGCGAAUUUGUUUUCGCGCGUCAUUACAAAUGAGUCGCGGGCGAAAACUUCGACUUUCGAGUUGGUGGUUUCCGUGAGUAUAUACACCCCGCCGGCGCUGCUGAAGGGACUUGAAAAGGAAAUGAAAGCUUAUGUGGAGGCUCGAGCCAUGGACUUCGUCAAAGACAGCUUCCGGCUGCUCGUUUACGAGGUUUCCGCUGGCCACUGCAUCAAGCUGGGCAUGUGGCUGACUUGUGUGGAGGGCUGGGGCAACUGGACGAAAGUGCUGAAGGUGCGGUCUGAGGUGUACGUACACCUCGUGAAGGUGCUCUCGGAGCUGCGCAUUUCCUUCCACCUGCCACAACAACCCGUUUCUCUCGUCAAAGAGACUUUUCUCCUUCCCCCUCAAGCUUCAAAGCAAGCCAGCGCGUCUUGA
Molecule: messenger RNA, 4797 nt
Organism: Eimeria tenella
Lineage: Eukaryota; Apicomplexa; Conoidasida; Eucoccidiorida; Eimeriidae
Product: Fgenesh protein, related
Exons: 14
Coding region: 1-4797 (1598 amino acids)
Biological process (GO): transmembrane transport
Cellular component (GO): membrane
Source: RefSeq, a predicted model, not a curated record